Molecule: messenger RNA, 1104 nt
Organism: Acytostelium subglobosum LB1
Lineage: Eukaryota; Evosea; Eumycetozoa; Acytosteliales; Acytosteliaceae
Exons: 1
Biological process (GO): carbohydrate metabolic process; chitin catabolic process
Cellular component (GO): extracellular region
Molecular function (GO): chitin binding; chitinase activity
Source: RefSeq, a predicted model, not a curated record
AUGAACAGAUACGUAUUGUUAACAUUGGUAUUGGUUUGCAGCAAUGCUGUGAUGAGUGCACCUGCUUGCCCUUGCUCAGACACAUCGCUGUGCACACCACUCACGACGCCACCGCGUCCAGAGUUCUUUGGCUUCACGAUGAAUGCUGAAUAUGAACAAUUUGACUGGAGUAUCCUGACGACCGUUGCACUGUUUGGCGACAAUCCUCCUCAACUGGUAUGUGUCGCCCAUAGCCAUGAUGUGCGCUUGGUGGUCGGUGUCGGCUACCCCAUCGACCAGCUGGGCAACGUCACAGCACAAGACAUUUGGAUCCAGCAGCAGCUGGAGAUGGUCCAGAACAACUUCUACGAUGGCAUCAACUUUGAUGUCGAGGAACCCAUCUGGCCCGACCAGCCACUGACCAGCGCCCUGCUCACGGCUCUGAUCGCCCAGACCAACUAUGUGUUCAAGGCGGCCAACCCCAACUACCAGGUGACAGCCGACGUAGCCUGGUCACCCAACUGCAUUGACGGCCGCUGCUACGACUACUUUGGCAUGUCGCAGGCCACCGACUUCCUCGUCGUGAUGGACUACGAUCUGCGCAGCCAGGUGAUCACCGAUCAGUGCACAGCCUCAGCCAACUCGCCACUUGAUCUUGUCAUGCAAGGAAUGAUCAACUUCACCAACGUGGGCGUGCCCGUCGACAAGCUUGUGAUGGGCGUGCCAUGGUACGGCUACUUCUAUCCAUGCUUGGGCGACUCGCUCAACAUUGAGAACUUGAUCUGUCCCAUCCCUCUGGUGCCAUUCCGGGGCGUGAACUGCAGCGAUGCCGCCGGAAGACAGUACGGCUUCAACCAAAUCAUCGAGCUGCAGUCCAACGAAUCGAUCGUGCAGACUGGCGAGCUGUGGAGCGCAGAGUUCUCCUCGCCCUUCUUCAACUUUAUCGGCGACGGACAGUUGUACCAGGUCUGGUACGACAACCCCGAGUCCCUUUCAAUCAAGGUGGCCAUGGCCAAGAAGAUGGGUCUGCGAGGUGUCAGUGUGUGGGCACUCGACUACGUCACAUCAUCCUCUCAGCCAACACCAUCCAAGAUGAUGUGGGAUGCCAUGGGAUCAUUCUUCUCC